Messenger RNA from Glycine soja, 1676 nucleotides. Its product is annotated as serine/threonine-protein phosphatase 7-like. The coding region runs from base 27 to 1406 and encodes 459 amino acids. The record is from RefSeq and is a predicted model, not a curated record. Lineage: Eukaryota; Viridiplantae; Streptophyta; Magnoliopsida; Fabales; Fabaceae. Gene Ontology annotation, molecular function: protein serine/threonine phosphatase activity. Gene Ontology annotation, cellular component: nucleus; cytosol. The transcript has 5 exons.
UCUUUCUCCAACUCCGUUCAUCUACCAUGACCCUUCAAGCUGAUUCAGCACCAGUACCACCACCGCCACCGGAUUCCGCAGCCACCAACGGCAUCUCCCCCACCGCAGAGGAAGCCCCACAACCACUGUCACCACCACCGCCGCAUCCAACCCCACCUCCAGAACUGCGCGUCCCAAUAUGGUGGCCGGAAGACGGGAACCUCAGCAUGGAUUGGGUGGACAACCUGAUGCGGUGCUUCGAUUGGUCCUCUCGGAACGUCCCACCCUCGGAGCUCCCUUCGGUUCUCCCCGUCGGAGUCUUCGAUUCGCUCAUCCUCGUCGCCUCCAAGAUGCUCCACAAGGAGCCCAAUUGCGUCACCGUAGACCCCUUCCGCCCUAGCUCCGAUGAUGAUAACACUCCCUCCGCUGCCUCCUCUGUUGUCGUCGUCGGCGAUGUUCACGGCCAACUGCAUGAUCUGCUCUUCCUCCUCCAAGAUGCCGGGUUCCCCUCGCGGGAUCGCAUCUUUGUCUUCAAUGGGGAUUACGUGGAUCGGGGAGCGUGGGGGCUUGAAACCUUCUUGCUCUUGUUGGCUUGGAAGGUAUUCAUGCCACAUAACAUAUAUUUGCUACGAGGGAAUCACGAAUCAAAAUACUGUACAUCAGUUUAUGGUUUUGAGAAAGAAGUAAUGGUAAAGUAUGGCGAUAAAGGUAAGCAUGUGUACCGGAAAUGUUUGGGGUGCUUUGAAGGUCUUCCUUUGGCUUCUAUAAUAGCAGGGUGUGUAUACACAGCUCAUGGAGGACUUUUCCGCAGUGUAACUGUGACGCCAUCAAAGAGGUUUAAAGGAAAGAAGAACCGUAAGAUUAAUGUUAAUCAUGAGAGCAAAAUUCUCUCUCUUGGUUCCUUGGAAGAAUUGUCUAAGGCUCGGCGAUCAGUUCUGGAUCCUCCUUGGGAAGGCCCAAAUUUGAUUCCUGGUGAUGUUUUGUGGUCCGAUCCAUCAAAAAAUCCUGGUCUUGCUCCAAACAAAGAAAGAGGCAUUGGCUUGAUGUGGGGUCCUGAUUGUACUGAAGAAUUUUUGAAGAAAUACCAACUAAAGUUGAUCAUCAGGUCACACGAAGGUCCUGAUGCUAGGGAAAAAAGGGAUGGUCUUGAGGGAAUGGAUGAAGGUUACACUAUUGAUCAUGUUGUAGAUUCUGGAAAGCUGGUCACUGUUUUUAGUGCUCCAGAUUACCCACAAUUUCAGGCAACACAGGAGAGGUAUAACAACAAAGGCGCCUAUGUUGUCCUUCAACCACCGAAUUUUGAAAAUCCUAUAUUUCAUGGAUUUUCAGCAGUUACUCCAAGGCCGAAGGUGAAUCCCUAUUAUGAUUACAAAGAGGUGAUAGACUCCGAUGAAGAAUUGGAUUUGGCCUCCAUGGUAACUUCCUGAGGAUUUUUUGUGAGAGGAAAAUGAUUUGUCAGAUUUGUAAAAUUGUAUUGUUAUUUUUUGAAAUACAGCUUUUAUCAAUAACAUUAAUUAUUUAUUAUAUUAUCCGAUUUAUUAAGUUUGUGAAAUCAAUUGAUCCUAAAGUAGCUACUGGAUAGUUCAGUUAUGACAAUAUUCUAAACUGAUCUCUGUAACAAUUGUAAAAUUAAGAGUUACAGAAACCUGUUGGUUCUCAAUUCAGUGCAUGUUUUUAGUUAGUUUUCCUUGGUACCA